AUACAGAUUUGGUAAAGACUAAUAAUUCGAGAUUAUUGUACCAAGUCAACGUGUUUCACGUGCAAGAUAUGUCCCACUUAUAUAAAUAAGGUGAACAAGGUGUCACCACCCUAAACAACAUAACAUAUUGUAAUAACUCUCGUUUUUCUCUCCUUGAAAUACCGCGAGAAUAAUGGAUUCAAGAUUCAUCCACAGCACUCAUUCCUCAAGAUGUGAUCAUAAGCCUGAGAACGACUCGAAUAGCCGCGAUGAAGAGAGAAGUAUCAAAUACUCUUUUGUGAGUGCUCUAUGUAUGAGCGGAGGAGAGGGAGACAACAGCUACUCCACCAAUUCUCUUCUUCAGAGAAGAGUAUUAGCAAAGGCUAAGCCGGUCUUGGUUAAGAACAUAAAGGAGCUGAUGAUGGACUUGAAAUUUCCUAAAUACAUUAAAGUAGCUGAUUUGGGCUGCUCUUCAGGACAAAACACGUUCUUGACAAUGUCUGAAAUCAUCAAUACAAUCAAUGUGUUCUAUCAAAAGUGGAACCAAAACCCACCAGAAAUAGAUUGUUGUCUAAACGAUCUCCCUAAUAACGAUUUCAACACGACAUUCAAACUCAUAAAUUCUUUCAAAGAGAAAAACUCCACAAGUAAAGUACCAUACUUCGUAUCUGGAGUACCAGGUUCCUUCUACUCGAGACUCUUCCCUCGUAAGAGUCUCUAUUUAGUGCAUUCCUCUUAUGGCCUCCAUUGGCUUUCUAAGGUUCCUGAAGGACUUGAGAAGAACAAAAUGAUUGUGUACAUCACAGCUUCAAGUCCCCUGAGUGCAUACAAGGCUUACUUAAAACAAUUCCAAAGAGAUUUCACGACAUUUCUAAAACUACGUUCUGAAGAAAUGGUUUCUAAUGGACGCAUGGUUCUCACUUUCAUCGGUAGAAACAAUAUGGAUAAUCCAUUGCAUAGAGAUUGUUGUCACUUUUGGACAUUAUUAUCUAAAUCUCUCCAUGAUCUAGUGAUCGAGGGUCUUGUGAGUGCUUCAAAGGUAGAUUCGUUCUACAUGCCUUUUUAUGAUCCUAGCAAAGAAGAAGUUGAAAACAUCGUACGGAAUGAGGGUUCCUUUGAAAUCAAAGAUUUAGAGGCACAUGAAUAUGAUCUUGGCCAUUGUAACCAAGACGGGUCAAAGAGAAGUAAAUCAGGACAAAAUGAAGCCAAUUACAUAAGAGCGGUGAGUGAACCCUUGCUCGUGGCUCACUUUGGAAAUGCCAUUAUCAACAUAUUGUUUAGCAAAUUCGCACAUCAUGCGUCUCAACAUGCUGGUUGCAGAAACAAGACGACCGUUAGCCUAGUCGUUUCAUUGACUCGCAAAUAACUCCUAUUAUGUAAUAUAGUUUAGUCUUGGCGAGCUAUGUGAAGGUUUUUACAUUUUUUUUUUCUUACGUAUUACUUACUAUUCAUCGUCAAUCAUACAUGAAUUCCUGCGUUUUCAGUGUAGAUGCGGCGAAGCUGCUGAAUCUACCGCAUUCUCUUGGCCUCUUGUGUUCUCAAAAUGUAAAAUUGUUGUUCAGAAGCGUUUUUCAUGCUUUUGUAUUACCAAUUCAAUGUUAUCUACGACCU
This is a messenger RNA of Raphanus sativus (radish), 1590 nucleotides long. RefSeq names its product salicylate/benzoate carboxyl methyltransferase-like. The record is from RefSeq and is a predicted model, not a curated record. Gene Ontology annotation, biological process: methylation. Bases 173 to 1345 code for a protein of 390 amino acids. Lineage: Eukaryota; Viridiplantae; Streptophyta; Magnoliopsida; Brassicales; Brassicaceae. Gene Ontology annotation, molecular function: S-adenosylmethionine-dependent methyltransferase activity. The transcript is spliced from 5 exons.